Messenger RNA from Colletotrichum graminicola M1.001, 1047 nucleotides. RefSeq names its product nucleoside-diphosphate-sugar epimerase. Bases 1 to 1047 code for a protein of 348 amino acids. The transcript has 5 exons. The record is from RefSeq and is a predicted model, not a curated record. Lineage: Eukaryota; Fungi; Ascomycota; Sordariomycetes; Glomerellales; Glomerellaceae.
AUGACAAAGAUUUUCUUGGGUGAUUCAGGACUGGCGCUACAGGCUAUAUUGGAGGCAGCGUUCUCUCGUUGCUUGACGAAUUACACCCCGAAUACGUCGUUCGAGCACUGGUGCGAUGGUUUCAAGGGAAAGCUCAUCGUCAUUGCCUUCUGCAAGGUUCAAAUUGUCCAAGGAGAACUAAACGAUGGCGAAACAAUUGCCCGCGAGGUCUCUGAUGCGGAUGUCGUUGUUCACUUGGCUGCAGCAGGCAACCUGAAGAGUGUUGAAACCAUCCACAAGGCGCUGUCAUCCGAGGCAGCAGCAAAACCGGUGCAUUGGAUCCAAUUAUCCGGUGCCAGUGUCCUCGCCGCUGCGGAGCUCGCCGACAAAACCCACUGCCCGGGCGAAGCAAGCGACAUUGUCUUUAACGACGGCCCUGCCGGGAUCGAAGAGCUGCGCUCCUUCAUCCAGAAACACCCAAGCCGGGUCGUAGACAACUACAUCAUCAAAGUUGGCGAGAGUGAGCCGCGGAUUAACACAGCACUGGUGUUCCCUCCUACCAUCUACGGCCGAGGACUCGGCCCUGUCAACCAGCGCAGCGUUCAGAUCCCUUCUCUAGCCAAGGCGACGCUGGACCGCCAGCGAGGCGUGCAAGUUGGCAAAGGCCUCAACCGAUGGGGUAAUUUGCACAUUGAGGACGUCAGCCGGUUAAUCUUACGCCUGGUUGAGAAGGCGGCCGAAGUCAAGAGCGAGGAGCAAGUCUGGAAUCCUAACGAAUUGUACCUGGCUGGCGUCGGGGAAACUUCUUUUGGAGAAAUCGCCCAGCUCAUUGCUACUGCGGCUGCCGAGAAGGGACUCAUUCCCACCGACAAGGUUGAUGUGAUAGACCCCGAGGAGGCAGACAGUCUGCUACUGUAUGGAACGGCGAUUUACGGAACAAAUGCUCACAGCGAAGCAAUCAGGGGCAAAGAGGUGCUGGGCUGGGUGCCCGCGGGAGAGCGCCUGGAGGACGAGAUCCCCAAAGCUGUAGCACGGGAGGCGUCUGUUAAUCAGCGAAACAGUCCAUGA